AUGAAUGGGUUGGACCACUCUUCAGGGAGGCAGUCCCAUAAAGGGAAUUCUAUGGGCAAUUCUCUUGAAGACAAGAUCAAGAAUAUAUUAAUAAAAAAUACGGAGUCUUAUGAGGGUGUUGGGGAGAGAAUGAUCCAAAUUGUCAAAGAGUUACUUAACUUAUUUCAAGAUUUGGCUCAGGCUGAGACAGACUCAGUAUACGAUACAAUUUCCUGGGUUCUUGUAGAGUUUAUUGCAACACAACCUUUUAAAACAGGCAUCUUUGCAGGAGUCACGGCUCUUUUCUCAACAUCUUUAACUAAUAACUCUCCUUUAUCAAGCCAUUCGAACUUAACUAUUAGGAUCGUUGAGCUUUCAAUUAAGAGGUUUAUCUCUGAUCUGAGAAAGUCUAAAUAUUACUCUUGCCAAUUAAUUUUAAAUUUCUUCACGGAAAUGGCUAAUUUCUAUGUAAUUGACCUGAACCAGCUUGUCUCUAUAUAUAGGUCUAUUCUAAAUACAUCCUUAUCUUUAAAGAAGUCAGGAUCUAAUUCAUCUUUUAAGUACCUUGCUUCUGAUCAUAACUCGUUCAUACUAUUUACAUUGAUUGCUUAUGCUCUACCUUUAAUUAGAGAAGAAUUAAGAAACCAAGAAUCAGAGAACCAGAAUCAAGUUCUUUACCAUGAGAUGCUCAAAGAUAUUGCAUUAUUCUAUGAUACUUAUCUUGUGGACUAUUGUGAUGAGACACAAAAGGUAUUGUUAAAUCUUAUAGGGAAAGAUUUACUGGACAUACAUCCAGUUGAAAAUCCCUUCGCUAAAUACUGGAGCAGUUUCAUUCUCUGGAGAAACCAACAAUGCCCGAGAAUUAUGACUAUAUUAAGAUUUUACAGAUCAUUGUCUAUUUCUGACUACUUAGCUGAAAUCUUGUCUCCUCCCAAGGAUUUUAAUUUUGUUGAAGCUUUAAGCAAUCUAGAACUUGGGGAAAUUAACGAGUAUUUGCCCAAACAACUGGUCAGAUUUCCCUCAAUUAAUACAAUGGAAAUUGGAGAGUUUAUACUUUUGAGAACUAUGGAUAGCAUCAACGAGAUCUUUGUACAAUCGCCUUAUGAAACGGCAAGACAAUUAUUAAAAUUGCCUGUAACUUCUCCCUCUUAUGAUUUAUGCUUAUCUAUCACAAUUUGGAACUAUUUGUUGAAUCCUUAUUAUGUAUCUCAUCUCAGCUUUGUUAACAGCCUUGUACUUAACAUAGUCAGACUUCAGAGCUCGUUUUUUGUCAAUAUUUGGACCCCAAUAUUCAUCCUUAAUAUGCAACCUUGCAAAGACAUAAUCAACGAGAAUUCCACUAGAUCUCAGGAAAUGAUAGAUUCUGAGAUUGAGCCAGGAAAUUCAUCUCAAAAGCAGAACUGUACAACUGAGGAUUCCAACAAUCCUAUGAUCGGAGAAAUUGUCAACCACUUAGUAUUCCCUCACAUCAAGACUCUCUCUAUAGGGAUGCUUUUCAGGCUUAGGAAACACAUGAUGUGCGUUCUCUCUAGUAGUGAAAUUUUUCAGAACUCCUCUUUUAGAGAUUCUUUCUGGAACAGUAACAAAACAAACUUUUUGUUUCGUACUGAAAUUCAUGACCUUUUUUUAAAUGGGUUUUUGGACUCGAUAUUGACAGGAAUGUCUAGGCUAAUGCUCCCUCAAACACUUCUCUCCAUUCCAAACGAAAGUUUGAAUCUCAGAAUAAAUAAGAUCCCAUUUAUAGGCAAAGACUCACCCAAAGCUACCUUACCUGCUCUUUUUUUCAGACUAAAAGAGUUUAACCACCUAAAAGAGAUAUUAGUCUUUAAAUUUACAACUAAGGACGAGAUCACAGAAAAAAACAAUAAGAUUACAUUGUUUCUUAAGUCUAAGCUCGGGAAAGUAAAUGAUCAGGAUGAAAGCAAAGAUGAUCUAGAUGAAGAUCUCCAGGUAUCUAGACGCUAUGAGGAACGGCAAUAUCACAAAGAAGAGUCCAAAGACGAAGAUUUGGAUCAUAAUAAGGAGGAUCACGGUGGAAACUCUUCUAAAGAAACUUUCAAAAGCUCAAAGAAAAGACGGCUUAACAGUAUUCAACCUCAAGACCAGUUUACUUGGACCAAAGACAGCUUGUUUGACUUGUUACUCAUCUCCAUUAUAGAUCAGGGAAGUAAAAGUCCAAGCCAUACUAAACGUCUUUUUGCUAAUUAUAAGACAUCCCUUAUGGGGUGGUAUCGUAGUGAAGAAAAUGGCACUCCAGAAACAGUUGAUGACUCUAAUAAUGAAAUUAUGAGCAAUGGCGAGCAUCAUUUUUCAGAACAAGUUAGCCAGAUUUCAAACGGGAUACUAAAUUGUGACUUGUUUAAGACAUUGACUAAGUUUAUAUCAAGUAAUGAUAACUCUUCAGAAAUGAACUCUAACUUAGUUGAUCAUCCUAGUCUAAAGACAGGAAUCAGACUUUUGUCUCUUAUUUUAACCGUCUGGGGAGGACUCCUGAGCGGAGACUCCAGCAUUUGCCUAGGAUUUAGCUUUCAAAAGCUUAAGAAUUUGUUAUUAAUUGCUAUAGAAGAAGGAGUACUGAAUCCUGGUUUGGCCUCUGUAAGCUUGGCAUGCAUCCUAACUUGUAUCAAAUCCCCAAAAUGUCUGGAUAUUUCUUUAAACAAUAACAGAUACCAGAUAUUUGUCGAUUUAUUUGAGCUCAUUCUUGAGAUCCUAGAUGGAAUGAAGGUCCGGGAACCAAUCCCUGAAAGUUUAGGACCAGAAUGUUCUAAGGAAUCCAAGAUGGACGAUGAAAAACACUCUUCAAAUGUAUUAAGUAUAAAUAACAUAGAGAUAUGUAUCUUGGCUUUAAUUUAUAUAUUUAAGGCUGGCUCAAAAACACUUAGUGAUAGACAAGUAGACGAGAAGAUUAUAAAACUUAUGGAGGACUCAGCAACCGAGAUUUUUCUGAAAUUCGGAUCAGCUCUUUUUGGGACUGAAGGACAUCCCGGACUAAAUUUUGAGUCAAUUCAAGAAUUUGCCCAAGGAGAGUUCAUAGUUCAAAUAAUGAAAGAUUUUAAAAACUCGUCUUUGGAAUUUGUACUUAAUCUAAAUGAUCCUUCUUUAAAGCUUGAGCUUAUGUGGGUCUCCUCAUCUGUAAUUAAUAGAAGCCAGUAG
Messenger RNA from Cryptosporidium ubiquitum, 3132 nucleotides. RefSeq lists its product as uncharacterized. Gene Ontology annotation, biological process: mRNA export from nucleus; nuclear-transcribed mRNA catabolic process, nonsense-mediated decay. The record is from RefSeq and is a predicted model, not a curated record. Gene Ontology annotation, molecular function: mRNA binding; RNA cap binding. The transcript has a single exon. Bases 1 to 3132 code for a protein of 1043 amino acids. Gene Ontology annotation, cellular component: nuclear cap binding complex; nucleus. Lineage: Eukaryota; Apicomplexa; Conoidasida; Eucoccidiorida; Cryptosporidiidae.